AAAAAAAAGAGUGUGUGACUAUCAAAGGAACUUGAUUACCAGCCGUCGUAGAUGAACAUAACCCCUUUCAUAGACACAAUCCUAGACCAUACUCUAAUGAAGAUAACGAUGGCGCCUUGCACGGCAUAUAUCAUAUGCAAAAUGAUUGUAUUCAUGCAAGGGGAAGAUCAGGUGAUACGAAUGGGAUCAACAAGCUCAAAGAAAGGAUGUGACAGGUUUAUCGGGGAUAUUCGGCCGGGCGCAGGUGCAUAGUGAGGCGAUACUACCUAAUUGGGGGGCUACGAAAGCGCCAGGGUAAGGUCAAGUG
Messenger RNA from Aspergillus sclerotioniger CBS 115572, 307 nucleotides. RefSeq lists its product as uncharacterized. NCBI's taxonomy places the organism in Eukaryota, Fungi, Ascomycota, Eurotiomycetes, Eurotiales, Aspergillaceae. The transcript has a single exon. Bases 52 to 252 code for a protein of 66 amino acids. The record is from RefSeq and is a predicted model, not a curated record.